This is a messenger RNA of Sus scrofa (pig), 1777 nucleotides long. NCBI's taxonomy places the organism in Eukaryota, Metazoa, Chordata, Mammalia, Artiodactyla, Suidae. The record is from RefSeq and is a predicted model, not a curated record.
UAUCGUCCAGACCCUGAGUCCUCCGGCAGCAUUGCUAACUUCUGAGCCACAGUCCUGGUGUCGCACUCACUCGGGCUCGUCACUCCCCUUCUCAUACUUUGUUUGAUUGGCUCCUCCCAUUAAGAAGUCUGAAAAUUAAUGAGGAAUUUAUUUCUUCCCAGUAUUGAGCACCCAGAGAACUCUGAGGGAUGGCGGGAGUAGCACAGGUCUUAUCCUCCAGGAAAGACUGGCAUAGUGUGCACUCCAUAGGGGAGACAGAUAUAGAAGAAGUGAAUUUUGGAGUAAAUAAGGACUCUGACAACUCCAGCCUACGCUCAGUCCGUUGGGACAUGCAGCGCGGGAAGCGGAACCCAAAUACCCAAGGAUCGGGCUUCCGAGGUAGCGGGCCCACAGGAGCGGUGCACCAUCAAGAUGGCGGCGAGCCUGCGGAAACGCGGCCGGGCAGGUCCCGCAGCCCUGGCGGCGGGACAGUGCGGGCAAUGGCUGCGGCGCGCCUGGCAAGAGCGGCGCCUACUACUGCUGGAGCCACGCUACACGCUGCUGGUGGCCGCCUGCCUCUGCUUGGCGGAGAUACAGAGAUUGACUGGAAGGCCUACAUGGCUGAGGUGGAGGGCGUCAUCAAUGGCACCUAUGACUAUACUCAACUGCAGGGCGACACUGGACCUCUUGUGUACCCAGCCGGCUUUGUGUAUAUCUUUAUGGGGCUAUACUAUGCUACGGGCCGGGGCACUGACAUCCGCACGGCCCAGCACAUCUUUGCUGUGCUCUACCUGGCCACCUUGCUGCUUGUCUUCUUGAUUUACCACCAGACCUGCAAGGUACCUCCCUUCGUCUUUUUCUUCAUGUGCUGUGCCUCUUACCGUGUCCACUCCAUCUUCGUGCUGCGGCUCUUCAACGACCCAGUGGCCAUGGCACUGCUCUUCCUCAGUAUCAACCUCCUGCUGGCCCAGCGCUGGGGCUGGGGCUGCUGCUGUUUCAGCCUGGCGGUGUCUGUGAAGAUGAACGUGCUACUCUUUGCCCCUGGGUUACUGUUCCUUCUCCUCACACAAUUCGGCCUCCGUGGGGCCCUCCCCAAGCUGGGCAUCUGUGCUGUCCUUCAGGUGGUGCUGGGGCUACCCUUCCUGCUGGAGAACCCCAUCGGCUACCUGUCCCGCUCGUUUGACCUUGGCCGCCAGUUUCUCUUCCGCUGGACCGUGAACUGGCGUUUCCUCCCCGAAGCGCUUUUCCUGCAUCGUGCCUUCCACCUGGCACUUUUGACUGCCCACCUCACCCUGCUGUUGCUCUUUACCCUCUGCAGGUGGCACAGGACAGGGGAAAGUAUCCUGUCGCUGCUGAAGGAUCCCUCCAAAAGGAAGGUUCCACCCCAACCCCUCACUCCCAAUCAGAUUGUUUCUACCCUCUUCACCUCCAACUUCAUUGGCAUCUGCUUCAGCCGGUCGCUUCACUACCAGUUCUACGUCUGGUAUUUCCACACACUGCCCUACCUCCUGUGGGCCACGCCUGCACGCUGGCUCACACAUCUGCUCAGGUUGCUGGUGCUGGGGCUCAUUGAGCUCUCCUGGAACACAUACCCAUCCACGUCCUGCAGCUCUGCUGCCCUGCACGUGUGCCAUGCUGUCAUCCUGCUGCAGCUCUGGCUGGGCCCCCAGCCUUUCCCCAAGACCAUCCAGCACAGCAAGAAAGCCCACUGAGAUCCACCUCUUCCUCUCCAGCCCAUUCUCAGGACCCUGGAUGGGGAUGGACUCUGUACCCUUCCCAAUAAACCUUACGAAGUCCA